GGAGCGUCUUUUUGAACCCCCGGGGAGCACAGGGAGCGCAGCAGCAGGUGCGGUAGAGGAGGAGGAGAUGAGUUUGUGUGUGCGGUGGGCGGGCAAGGAGCUGACGGUGGGCGCCAGCGGUGACGACACGGUGGGCGAGCUGAAGCGGCGCAUCUGCGAGGCGACGGGCGUGCUGCCCUCCCGGCAGAAGCUGCUCAACCUGAAGCUCGCCGGGCGCCCCGCCCCCGACUCCACUCUGCUGUCCCAGCUCGCCAUCAAACCCUCCCUCAAGAUCAUGAUGAUGGGCACGGUGGAGAGUGAGAUCGUGGUGGGCCCGUCACCACAGGAAGCCCCCGACGUGGAGGUGCUGGACGACCUGCAGCUGCCGGAGGACGAGGCCGUGGCCAUCAAGGACCGCCCAGAGAACCUCGCCAAGCUCAGACGCCGCUCUCAGCACUUCAAGCUGAAGGUGCUGAACCCACCGAGGGCGGGCAAGCGGCUGCUGGUGCUGGACAUCGACUACACGCUCUUCGACCACGUCUCCCCCGCUGAGAAUGCUGCCCAGCUAAUGCGCCCCUACCUGCACGAGUUCCUGGCAGCCAGCUACUCCGCUUAUGACAUCAUCAUUUGGUCCGCCACCAGCAUGAGGUGGGUGGAGGUGAAGAUGCGUGAGCUGGGCGUGUUGGGGCACAGCGACUACCGCGUGCUGGCGCUCGUGGACCACAUGGCCAUGAUCACCGUGCACUCGCCCCACCGUGGCGUCUUCGACUGCAAGCCCCUCCAAAUCCUCUGGGACAAGUUUCCCGAGCACUACAGCGAGGCCAACACGAUCAUGUUUGACGAUCUGCGCCGCAACUUCGUCAUGAAUCCGCGCAACGGGCUCACCAUCCGCCCCUUCCGCCGCGCCCACGCCAACCGCCACUCCGACCGCGAGCUCGCACACCUCACUGAGUAUUUGCUCGCCAUUGCUGACCUGGACGACUGGAGCCAGCUGGAUCACAACCAAUGGGAGCGCUUCAUGCGGCGCCUGAAGAAGUAG
This is a messenger RNA of Closterium sp. Naga37s-1, 1018 nucleotides long. The record is from the annotation of a GenBank genome assembly. NCBI's taxonomy places the organism in Eukaryota, Viridiplantae, Streptophyta, Zygnematophyceae, Desmidiales, Closteriaceae.